Molecule: messenger RNA, 573 nt
Organism: Hibiscus syriacus
Lineage: Eukaryota; Viridiplantae; Streptophyta; Magnoliopsida; Malvales; Malvaceae
Product: 40S ribosomal protein S19-3
Exons: 6
Coding region: 63-494 (143 amino acids)
Biological process (GO): ribosomal small subunit assembly; translation
Cellular component (GO): ribosome; cytosolic small ribosomal subunit
Molecular function (GO): structural constituent of ribosome; RNA binding
Source: RefSeq, a predicted model, not a curated record
CCAUUUUUUAGCAAAUAGCAAGAGGCGAUCUCCGCCGUAGCACAGACAAAUAAACAGAGACAAUGGAGGCAGCUAGAACUGUUAAAGACGUUUCCCCUCAUGACUUCGUCAAAGCUUACGCCGCACAUCUCAAGCGUUCCGGCAAGAUCGAGCUCCCUCCGUGGACUGACAUUGUCAAGACUGGUAAACUAAAGGAGCUUCCUCCCUACGAUCCUGAUUGGUACUACAUUAGAGCCGCUUCCAUGGCAAGGAAGAUAUACUUGAGGGGAGGUCUUGGUGUUGGUGCCUUUAGGAGGAUUUAUGGAGGGUCUAAGAGGAACGGGAGUCGCCCACGCCAUUUCUGCAAGAGCAGUGGAUCCGUUGCGCGCCACAUUCUUCAGCAAUUGCAGAAUGUGAACAUCAUUGAUAUCGAUCCUAAAGGUGGAAGGAAAAUCACAUCGAACGGCCAGCGUGAUCUCGACCAAGUAGCUGGAAGGAUUGCAGUUGCCAUCUAAGAAAUUUUAAAAGAGCUGUUGUUGGAGGUUUUGUCGAAUCAAUUUUCGUGUUGGAACAUCCAAAAUUUUUUUAUUUUAG